AUGCUCCUCGUAGUGUCACUGUUGCCUCUGACCCUCGCAGUCGGGCCUCCAGCCGCACAGGCAGCUGCACGGGCAGCUUCACGGGCAGCCGGACGCGUGAAUCCGAAAGAAGGCUCACGGGGAAUGCCAAGACCAGCCCCUCGGGCAGCACCACGGGCAGCACCACGCCGACCAGUAGUAGCGCAAGCGGCCGCAACCACGAAAUGUGACCUCAAUCAAGGACGGUGGGUAUACGACCCCAAGUACAAGCCAGCGUACGGCCCGGUGAGCUGCAAGAACCUGCGAUCGUACUUCAACUGCCUCGCGAACGGGCGAAAAGAUCGCAGAUACCUCAACUACGUGUGGAAAAGCCCUGGCUGUAACAUCCAGAGGUUCAAUGCGACUUCGUUCAUGCAGCGGUUUCGCAACAAGGUGUUCUUGGUUACCGGCGACUCCUUCGCGACGAACUUCGACGCCUCGUUCCGCUGCCUCAUCGGCUCGUACACCAAAACCAAGGAUUUUACCAACAAGCUGUGGGGUAACACUGGGGUGAAAGCAUCGGGUUACUUCGCCAAAGCGUUCAACUUCACUGUAGUUCGCGUGCCUUCGAACUUCCUCGUCGCGUCGCAACCAAUCGGCGAGGUAUCGAGUGCAGGGGUGUGGCAAGUGGAUUUGGACAAAGUGGACGACAACUGGGCCAAGCUCUUGCCCUUCACCCACUAUGCACUCUUCAGCUCCGGCCACUGGUUCAGCCAGGCAUCCGACAAUCUCCGGAAAUACCGCCGGGGAGGGCAGCCAAUCAAGCCACAGUCCGCGCUGCUAACCAUGCAAGAGUCCCUCGUUACACUCACGAAGUUCGUGAAGGCGUCUGGUUACCGCGGCACGCCCUUCUUCAUCACGUUCACGGCCUUCCACUACUACAACUCAUUCGACGCCAAGUCGCAGAGCUGCGUCGGGUUCACCAGCCCGUUAAAGCCCAAGCAGCUGCAAUACGCCGAAGCCGCGACUGAUAUUAUCACAUCGAGAAAUGCGCAAAUGGCG
Closterium sp. Naga37s-1 is the source of this 1020-nucleotide messenger RNA. The record is from the annotation of a GenBank genome assembly. Lineage: Eukaryota; Viridiplantae; Streptophyta; Zygnematophyceae; Desmidiales; Closteriaceae.